UUGUAGCUGAGCCACAAAGAGGGGUUUCAAUGUUGCAUUUCCAAGCGAGUCCAUCCUCCUUAGCCAGUCGAUCGCUGAGUGUUUUUAAGUUCGCAUUGAUUAUCUCAUGAGUGUAACUUUCGCCGUUUAUAACCGGUUAGAUUUUAAAUAUUAAAAACGUAAAUAUAUGUAGAGUGAAAGUAAAAAAUGGAUGAAAAUCUUGAAGAGAUCCGUAAAAACAACGUCCUGAAUCUGCCACAAAGGCCGGCGGUGGAGAUCGAGUUUCAAGACCUGACCUACACUGUGCCACAAGGCAGGAAAGGUUCUAAGCUAAUCCUACGCAGCAUUAGUGGGAAAUUUCGCUCGGGCCAAUUGACCGCAAUUUUGGGGCCUUCCGGGUCGGGGAAAAGUACUCUUCUGAAUAUUCUAGCCGGUUACAAGUGUCGAGAAGCCACCGGCACUAUUUUAAUCAACGGAGAGCCGAGAAACCUUAAAGAAUUUAGGGAGAUCGCUCGAUAUAUUAUGCAAGAAGAUCUUAUACAACCGCUGCUGAGCGUGGACGAGGCUAUGAUGAUCGCGGCGAACCUCAAGCUCGGCAAACACAUUUCAGUGGAAGACAAAUCGAAAAUUAUUUUAGAUAUUUUAGAAUUGUUACGGUUGAGUAACACGAGAAAUACACAUACAAACAAACUGUCAGGAGGGGAACGGAAACGGCUAUCUAUAGCUCUGGAACUGUUGAACAACCCACCUGUACUUUUCUUGGACGAACCGACAACCGGUUUGGACGACUUGUCCUGCUCCCAAUGCGUCUCCCUCCUCAAGCAACUGGCCGCCGGGGGCCGAACUGUGAUAUGCUCGAUCCACACACCAAGUGCCAAACUCUUCUCAAUGUUCGACAAAGUUUACGUAAUUUCGUCGGGACAAUGCACGUAUCAAGGCUACGGCCCGGAGGCGGUCCCAUAUUUAUCAACACUCGGUAUUACUUGCCCCACACAUUACAACCCAGCGGAUUUCAUCAUGGAGGUGUGUUCGGGGGAAUAUGGCGACUGUCAGGACAAAAUGGUGUCGGCAAUCGACAAUGGCCGCAAUGAAUUUAUCAAAGACAGUGUGGUACCGCUGUUUGAGAGCACCUCAAGUAGCCAGAAAAUGGAAAUAUUUGAAAUUGUGUCCAGUAAGGAGGGGAAGAACUCGAGUUGGGACCAAUUUAAGAUAUUGCUGAUGCGAAUGUGGGUGCAGAUGUGGCGGAACAAGAGCUAUUUGUUGCUAAAAGUGGUGCUACAUAUCAUUUUGGGGCUCCUGAUUGGGAACUUGUACAUCGGAAUUGGGGAAGAUGGGUCCAAGACGAUUUUUAAUUUCGGGUUUUUCUUCACCUGUGUUAUCUUCUUUAUGUAUAUUCCCAUGAUGCCAGUCUUGUUAUCGUUCCCUCUAGAGAUACAGUACCUAAAACGGGAACACUUCAACCAAUGGUACAGCAUAGGUUCUUAUUUUUGUGCCUUAACAGUAUCAACGCUACCAGUACAGAUGAUUCUGGGUAGUUUGUACCUCAGUAUGGUAUAUAUUUUCUCGUACCAACCUCUGGAAAUCGAACGAAUAGUACCAUUCUUCGCCAUUUGUUUUUUAACAAGUAUCAUAUCCGAAAGCUUCGGGUUGUUAAUCUCAUCGACUCUCAACUUACUUAAUGGAAUGUUUGUCGGGCCCGUCAUGAUGGUACCAUUUAUAGUAUUCUCCGCUUACGGUUUUGGCGAAGGCUACGCCAGUAUUCCCAUCCUUAUCAAAAUAAUGAUGCGGUUCAGUUAUCUGAGGUACUCGUUCGAGGCCCUAGUCUUAGUCAUGUUGAGGGGAAGAAAGUUGCAAUGUCCCGAAGAAGAGGAAUUUUGCAUAUUUACCGACUUGGAUGAAUUUAUCGAAAUAAUGGCAAUGAAUAAUUCGGUUAUUUGGGUUGAUAUUGUCGCACUUAUCAUAUUUUUGGUGCUUGUUAGAAGUGCCAGCUUUUAUUUAUUGAGGCAGAGGCUCACACCUAACAAGACUUUCAUGGCCUUACAGUAUAUCGGUAGGUUUAUUAAGACGCGAAUGAGCGAAGGUCGUUAAUGACAGUGAUAUAGGUUAGUGUGGAUUUUGUAUUGUUAAUUAAAUAGAGCUUUAUUUUAA
Molecule: messenger RNA, 2127 nt
Organism: Tribolium castaneum (red flour beetle)
Lineage: Eukaryota; Metazoa; Arthropoda; Insecta; Coleoptera; Tenebrionidae
Product: ATP-binding cassette sub-family G member 1
Exons: 8
Coding region: 187-2067 (626 amino acids)
Biological process (GO): transmembrane transport
Cellular component (GO): membrane
Molecular function (GO): ATP hydrolysis activity; ABC-type transporter activity; ATP binding
Source: RefSeq, a predicted model, not a curated record